Paramecium pentaurelia is the source of this 3374-nucleotide messenger RNA. The record is from the annotation of a GenBank genome assembly. NCBI's taxonomy places the organism in Eukaryota, Ciliophora, Oligohymenophorea, Peniculida, Parameciidae.
AUGUUUAUANCUGAAAUACUCUAUGAUUACUAUUAUUGUCUUUUUCAAGAUACAGAAUUAAUUUUAUAUUAUGAUGAUAAUUAAAUUUUCGAAUAUUGUUCCACUUCUUAAGAAGGUAAACGAGAAAACUUGAAUCUUUAUGGAUGCACUCAACUCUUAGAUUCUACUUAUUAUUUUGAUUUAGAACAGUUUAAAUGUUACAAAGAUAUAACAGAACCUUAUAUUCAGAUAUUUUUAUGUCAUUAAAUGAAUGAAUUGGCAUGUUUAUAAAUAUAAAAUCAUUUAUCUUGUGUAUGGUUUAAUUAGAAAUGCCAUAAAUAUAAGAAUGAAUUUAUAAAUGUACCUUGUUAGAAUAGAAAUUAUAAUUCAUGUCUAAAAUCAUAGACUUAAAAAUGUAUAUGGAAUUAAGAUAUUCUUUAAUGUAAAGAUAGUGAAUGUUAAAAUAAUUAAUGUGAAUAUAGUGAAUACUAUUGUCAAUCUAUAAAUAAAUUAUGGAAUGGCAAUAAUUGUUAUGAAUAUAAUAAAGAUUUACCAAUUUCAUUUUUCAGAUGUGAUUAAUUAGGCUUAAAUAAAGAUUUAUGUUUAAAUUAUACUUAAAGUUUAACUUGUUAUUGGAAUGGAUACUACUGUUAAGAAGCAAAUCUUUAUAUACUUAAUUGUUAGGAUGAAGUAUCAUAAUAAACUUGUAUUUAAAUUAAAAAACCAAAAUAAAUUUGUAAAUGGAUUGACCAAAAAUGUCAAAAUUUAUAUCAAUCAAAUUAAUGCAAUGAUUUCUCUAAUCUAUAAUAUUGUAGAUAAGCACUUAUUAGUUGUUAAUUCAAUUUAUCACUACAAAAAUGUGAAUAAAAAUUAGAUAACCCUUAUAUAUGUUCUAACACAUUAAGUUAUAAAGCUUGCUAAAAUGUUGAAUAAGAAUAUUGUCAAUUUGAUGGCUAUUGUAAUAUAUGGUAUAGGACAAGAUAUUCUUGUGAAAACAUAGUAAACUAUUGGGGUUGUAUGAAUACAUCAAUGUAUUGUAAAUGGACAGGUUAGUGUGUAAAUAUAGAUAACACCUUUGAACCAGUAGCAUGCCAUAAAAUUCCUAUUGAAGUAAUUUAUUGAGAUCUAAUAAUAGUUUAAUAAAGUAUCAUGUAAAAAAUACUCCAUUGAACCAUGUUUAUAUAAUGAAAUAAAUAAGAAAUGUGAUAUGAAAUUGACUAGUUCAUUUGAAAGUUCAACCAAUAUAGAUUAGACUAAUUAUACACAAAUUAGAUUGAUAUAUGAAUGCACUUAAUUUAUUGAUAAAGAAGAUUGUGUUGGUAGUAGAAUCGGUUAUUGUGAAUGGUAAGACAAUAGAUGUUUAAAUUGUGAAUUUAAUUAAAGUUGCAAGAUUGAUAAUUGUGAACAUAAAAGUAUUAAAUAAUGUAUGAUAAUGCAUUAAUUAUUAUGUGCAUGGAGGAAUGAUAAAUGUAUAGAUUGGAUAUUUGAUUAAAAGAAUUUUACUCAAUCUUUAAUUACUUAGAAGUGUUGUAAAUCAAUGAAUUCAACAGUAAAAUAUGUAGAAUCUAUUCAAUCAUGUAUUUAAAUUGAUAUAUUAACAGAUGAAUGCAAUACUUUUGGAUUAUCAAAAAUAGUAAAUAUAUUAUAAAUUAUUAUAGGCAUGUUUAUCAUUAGUCAAUAAAUAAUGUACUUAUAAAGACGAUAAAUGUAUAGAUUAUAUUUUUUAAUAUAAAUCAAAAUGCCAUGAAUACUAUGAUGUGAACUAAUAAGUUUGUUAGUAAUUACCUCAUUUAAGUUGUAAAUAUGAUGCAUUACAUAAUAAAUGCAUAGAUGUUGAUUAUUCUAAAGACUAAUGCAUUAGUUUAGGCUUAUCAAAGAUGGGAUGCUCUAAUAUAAUUUAAAUGCCUUGUUAUUGGAAUAUUCAAAAUUAAUAGUGCUCCAAUUUUUAAUUGUAAAUGCACAUUAAUCAAUGUGAUAAUUAAACUGUUACAAAUAGUUAUACUUGUCGAUUGUUGAAUUAUCAUUAAGAUGUCUGUUCAUAUAAUGUCAAUAAUAGAACAUGCUAAUAAUAAUUCAAUCAAUUGGCAAAGUGCUCUCAACCAGGAUUGAACAGAUUGGCAUGUUUAAGAUUAAUUAAUUAACCUUGUUAAUAUUUGAACAAUUAAUGUUAAAAGAUUAAAUCCUUAAAUAGUAAUUGCAAUGAACUAAGAGAUGUAAAUGAAUUAACAUGUAAAAUGAACACUAAUGAUCAUUGUAUUUAUGAUCCAGUUGUUGGAAAUUGUCAACAUUCUUUAUAAUAAUUACCAUGUAAUUACAAAGGAUUAAAUAUCAAUAAUUGUAAUCGAUAGAAAGGAUGUAAAUGGAUACAUGAUAUUUAGUAAUGUGUUUGUAAAAGUUAAUAAAUAAAUUCAUAUUGUGAUAUGAAUGAGAAUGAAUGUAAAAACAAUUGCAUUUAUGAGCAAGAACUAUAAAUUUGCAGACCAAAAAAAUGUUUUGAUUUAAUUAAUUGUUAAGGAUUAAUGAAUGAUGAAUAUUGUUAUUAAGAUUAAACUUAAAAAUGUUAAGGAGCUAAAAAGUGUGAAGAUAUUGUUAAUUUAAAUGAUAGUUAAAAUUGCUCAGAUUUUAUGUUUGAUAAAUCAAAUUGCAUAUAAAUUUAAAACUAUUGUGUAAGUGCAAAUAAUCUGUAAUAGAUCUGUCUUAAUAGUGAUUGUUCUAAUACAUCAUGUAAAUAUGAUAAUUUUACUUGUCGUCCUUUAAUAUGUUCAGAUUAUUAAGAAGAAGAAUAAUGUUAAUAAAUAUCUAAUUGUGUUUAUAUAAAUGGAAUAUGUAAGUAUAUAUAAACAUGUUCAGAAAUUGAUGAUUAAUCUAUUUGUUUAAAAACAAAAGUAAAUGAAAAAUAAUGUUCUUGGGAAAUUUAUGAAAUAUAUUAAAUUGCAUAUCAUUGUACAAAUCAUUAGUGUAAUCUGUAUAGUAAUUCACCUAAUUUAUGUAAUGGUAAUGAGAUUAAUUAAUAAUCUUGUUAUAUGAAUGAAUUUUAGAUUUGUUAGAGUUGUGAAGAUAUUACAGAUCCAUGUUUAUGUUCAGCUGGUUGUAUUUAUUCAAAUGGAAAAUGUAAAUCAAAAUUAUGUUAAAAUUUUAUUUAAGAAAAGGAUUGUUAAAACUCUAAAAAUUGUUAUUGGAGUAUUCAAGAUAAAUUAUGUAGAAAAUUUUGCAAAUUUUUAAUUUUGGAAGAAGAUUGUCUAAUGUUAGAUUAUGAAUGUCAUUGGAAUCCUUAUUAAUAUAAAUGUGAAGAUGGAAUUUAAAUAGAAAUCAAUUUAAGUGUUACACUUAAUUAGUUUGACAAGUACACUCAACCUAUUUUCUAAUUCAUUCUAAUUUUAGUAUUUUUUUAAUGA